Messenger RNA from Magallana angulata, 1772 nucleotides. RefSeq lists its product as uncharacterized. The transcript is spliced from 7 exons. Lineage: Eukaryota; Metazoa; Mollusca; Bivalvia; Ostreida; Ostreidae. The record is from RefSeq and is a predicted model, not a curated record. The coding region runs from base 234 to 1547 and encodes 437 amino acids.
GACGUGUAUUAUUAAUCCUUGUUAAAGGUCACAUGAUUGGUGUUUAAAUGUAGACCAGUCGCAAUAAACAUAAUUUUGAACUACAUAAAGUAAUGGAAUGCGUAUUUGGAACGGAAAGUGAGAUCUGAACGACUGAUUUGCUGGAAUGAAUGUAUGAACGUUAAGGAAUUUCACAAAAUUAAAUUUUGUGAAGAUUUUAAACCAGUCUUAACCUUAUCACAUGUACAAAAAAGAUGCAGCUGUUUGUCGCCAUUCUUCUCAUCUCUUUUGCAAAAGGGGUUGCUGGUCAGUUGAGUUUUUGCGCUCAGUCUUCCUCGCCUCUUCCGGUGGCCACCAUGUGCAAACCGACUUCAAUCUUCGGUAAUCACGUUGUGAUUGACGUCACUGAAGCAGGGGAGAGAAUGGUGGAUGGUAUCAAUGUUUGUACCUGUUACCUCACCCCUGUUAUAACCAAAGAGAAAGCUAGACUUUACGUACUCAAACAGAGUUCCCUGGAACCUGGUUAUAAUGGCUGUGGAUCUAGAAUCGAUGUUAUCAUCGACAGUACGCAAGAAUCUGGAAUGAAUCGAAAUGUGUGUUUUUUGAAUGGAAAUGUGGAGCUAAAAAAUAACACUGUUGGAAAUAUCUCAUUUGUUAAAGAGUUUUAUCCAAACGACGACAGAUACUGCAUUGGCCUGCGAUCAGAUGAUUCUAGUGCCCGGUUACAAGUACAAUGCUUUGCUCCAGGAGAGGAAACGUCUUUUCUGACAUCCUUAGCACCAGUUUCUACCACCAAGGAAACAGUUGAGUCCAUUAGAACAUCAACGAAAGAAAUUUACAAUUUACCAACACAGUCAGCUACAAAUAUUGCUCAAAAUCUGAAGACAACGUUGUCCGUCACAAUGGCAGAAAAAAUACCUACUGAAAUGUCAACCCAAUCAUCAACAACUGCAUCUCCUGAACCAACAUCCACAUUUCCAUCAGAAGCUGCAUCACCAAAUCCAAUAACACCAUUGACAACUUCUUUACCUGGAACAACUCAAACAACAGCGUUUUUUACCACUGAGAUAACAACUAAGUCCAUUGGAACACUAGGUAAAGAAACACAAAGUUCACAAAAACAACCAUCUACAACGAUUGGUCAUAUUCCAAAGACAACGCCUGUCACAAAUAAAGAGCAAUUGGAUACAGGUAGUGAAAAUGCAGCGAUCAUUGCAACAAGUGUAAUACUUCCUGUGAUAUUUUUCGUUCUGUUAGUAUUGGCUCUGAUGAUUUUUCUACGACGAAAAAGACGAAAUUCUUCUCAAAAUAUAAGUAAGCAAAAGUAUAUACCUUCUGUUGACAAACUUGUGCAAGAGUCAGCAAAAGAAAAUAGAGACAUUCUCAAUGUUUGCCAUUCCAAGAAAGACAGUAUCUACGAUACUAUUGAAGAUGAAGAAGGCUACCUAAAGAGUUUCCCUGUAAGAAAAAUUUGUAAUCUACCAUAUACAAAAUCCCCCACUUCGCUUGUUCCAUCUAAGGAAGAGGAUGAAAAUAUCAGUAAUGCAUAUUUAUAUAUUUUGGAAUAACUUUGCGCAAUCUUAUAUUGUCUGAAAAAUAUUUUGUUUUAUUCAGUUUCCAUGAUGCUAUUAGUGAAAUGAAAAUUACUGAAUUUGAUAAGACGUUAAGUUUUAGUUAGUCUAUUUAUGAAUCUUACUGUGUUAAUUGUUUUAUUAUCAAAUACAUGAACCUGUAUCAAAAAUGAAAUUUAAAAUAUAAAAUAGUUUAGAUAUUUUGUCGAUAAUUUGAAAUAA